AUGGCAGACAACCAAGAUUCCGAGACUGGUUCUACUGACAAUCAAGAGAUAGUCUCUAUCACUUUCACUUACCAUGGCACUCCUCAUACAUACACCUUUCCUUCCGAUGCCACGAUCCUCGACCUCUCUGACGAAAUCGUCGAUAGACUCUCCAUCCCCUCUUCCAACCAAAAGCUCAUGAUCUCCAAACUCGGUCUCCUCAAACCGCCGUUCAAAGAUCCAAACCUCCUGCUCUCUACCAUCGCCGACAAGAAGAUAAAUCUCCUAGGCAGCACCGCCGCAGAAGCAUCCUCCAUCUCCAUCGCACAAGAAGAAGCUUCGCGGCGAGUAAAUAGACGGAAUGCCCGCCCAGCCCAGAAAGUCAAAGCCUACAAAACCCACGACUGGAAGAAAGAGCAGGAGGAGAACCAAUACACAUUUACGACUCUCCGUCCACUCCCGUACCUCCCAAAUCCAGAUAAAUCACUCAAGUUUCUACAACGGCUGAAAGAUGACAUCGGGAUCAAAGCCGCGAUGCGGAAACAUAAAUUCACCGUUCCGCUGCUCACGGAAAUGAAUCCCAUCGAACACACACAGUCGAAUCACGAAGGCACGACGCGGAUUCUUGGGCUGAAUAGGAAUGCUGGCGAAGUUAUUGAAUUAAGGUUGCGGACUGAUGCGUAUGAUGGGUACAGGGACUACAAGACAAUCCGUAAGACGCUGUGUCAUGAACUCGCACACAAUGUGCAUGGACCUCAUGACCGCAAUUUCUGGGAGUUGUGUAAACAAAUUGAGAGAGAGGUGGAGAAGGCGGAUUAUACGAAGAGUGGGUUUGUGGUUGGGGAGCCGGAUGCGUAUGCGCCUGGUGGGGAUGGGGAGGAGGAUGAAGUUGAUGAUCAUGGGGGUUGGACUGGGGGAGAGUUUGUGCUUGGUGUGGGGAAGGGUGGUGGUGCCGAGAGUGUUGGCGCUGGGAGUGGGAGUGGAAAUGGAGGUGCGGGAGGGAUGAGUAGGAGGGAAAUAUUGGCGAAGGCAGCGGAGGAGAGGAUGAAGAGGUUGAGGGAGCAGCAGGAUGGUCAGUGA
Messenger RNA from Cadophora gregata, 1059 nucleotides. RefSeq lists its product as uncharacterized. The transcript has a single exon. Gene Ontology annotation, molecular function: proteasome binding. NCBI's taxonomy places the organism in Eukaryota, Fungi, Ascomycota, Leotiomycetes, Helotiales, Ploettnerulaceae. The coding region runs from base 1 to 1059 and encodes 352 amino acids. The record is from RefSeq and is a predicted model, not a curated record.